Chelonus insularis is the source of this 3117-nucleotide messenger RNA. Its product is annotated as FYVE, RhoGEF and PH domain-containing protein 1-like. Gene Ontology annotation, biological process: filopodium assembly; cytoskeleton organization. The record is from RefSeq and is a predicted model, not a curated record. Gene Ontology annotation, molecular function: metal ion binding; guanyl-nucleotide exchange factor activity. The coding region runs from base 793 to 3102 and encodes 769 amino acids. Gene Ontology annotation, cellular component: cytoplasm. Lineage: Eukaryota; Metazoa; Arthropoda; Insecta; Hymenoptera; Braconidae. The transcript has 7 exons.
AUGUAAACUAGACCAUACCAGUCAACGCAACAUUACAAGCAGCGACAUUUGUGAAGCUCGGGAUGUAUUUUAAGUAUCCAAAGUUAUCAGAAACGUCAGAUGUGUAAUAACAUAGUGUUGAUCUUUGAUUCUAAGAAUGUCUCAUACUUUUAUCACUCAGCAACAAUUGUCAAUAUGACGUAGGACAUACAAUAAAGACAAAUUAUUAGAACAAAGCGCAGUCGCAUACUUUACAAAUUCGAUUUCAGGUGUCGCAUUGCUCAGAAAAUUUAUAAUUACAUUAAAUGUGUGUUAAAAAAGCUGAAUGAGCUCUAAUGUGUGUUGUUUAAGUGUAAAGCAAAUUAAAGAUGAGUUUGGUGUGUUGGAAUAGGAGCAAUUGGUGUCAGUAGACGAGAAAUCAAAGUUGACGAAGCUAUUCAACUUGUAAAAUAAUUAUGUUAACGAUAACGUACAUUCAAACGUCAUCAGUGUACGGUCAUACAACUUUAAAUAUCACCGGAAAAGGUAACUGCUCCGAUUCCAACGUUUAGUAUUAAUGGAGUAGUUAAAACAGUCACGUCAAACCUUAAUAAUCUUUGACACCUUGGUAUUAUUAAACUCAAGUGCCGCGCCUACAUGGUAUAAUAAUUGUUUUACUUCUAUUUGCUAACCUUAAAAUCAGAGUAAUUGUUUAAAUAAUUAAGAAAUCUUUGUAACAAACAUGGUUGAAGUGACUAAGUGUUUAAUAGAGAGAAAUAACCUCUCUUUUCACGACAAAAUAUCGUAAAAUAGUUUCUCCAUUUUUUUAUUGUAAUGCAGCGAGGCCAGUUGAAGGACAUCUCGUCCUGGAUGGCUCGGUUGCUGCCAGAGCCAUUCGACAACUUUACCAAGGCUGAUACAUUAAAAAUGUUCAAUUCCAAGUCUUCUACAUCAACCAGCAAAUUUUACACUGAUCUAGAAGUAACUGAAAAUGAAGAUUCAACAUCAAACACUACAUCAUCAACAUCUAUAGCCCAAGAAUCACCAAAAACUAAUUCAAGAGAUUCAUCAGAAAGACAAAGCGCUGCUAGUGAAGAUGGAAAUUCACAAGACUCUGAUUCUGUUACAGGAAUCGAAGAUCAACAACAGCAAUUUACAAGUCAUUCCUUUCAUAGAAUUGCAAGUUUUGGUGGUUUUCCAAGAUUCCAAUCAUUUGUUAUGUCUACUUCAAGCCCUAAUGAGUGUACUACUAUUAGCAGAACAGAAGAAACAACGUCAAUUGUCCAAAUGAGUCAUAGUGUUUUGGAAUAUAGGAGCAGCAGAUACGUAACAACGAAGAGAAGUUCUAAUCAGUAUACAGUAGAGUCUUAUGCUGUGAGCGAAUCAGAAAGUGAAGAAGAGUCUGAAGAAACACGUUCUUUAGAAACAGAAUUUACGAUAGCGUCUGAAGAUCAACAAGAUAAAUCACCGUCCGAACAGAAAACAACGAUAUUCAAAGACCCAGUAGAUUCAAAAAGAAAAAAAGCCAAAAGAGUAGCUGAAGAAUUACUAGCAACUGAAAAGACUUAUGUAAAUAUUUUACAUUUAAUAGAUCAAGUAUUUCAAUUUAGAGUUGAUCAAGAGAACAGAGCACAUCCAAUGUUCCCUCCUGAAACAGUUCAACACAUGUUUUCUAAUAUAAAAUCGAUUUAUAAAUUUCAUCAUGAUUUUUUGCUACCACAAUUAGAAGAGAGAAUGAAGACAUGGGAUGUAAAUCCAAAAAUUGGUGAUAUUAUGAAGAAUUUUGCACCUUUUUUAAAAAUGUAUACAGAAUAUGUAAAAAAUUUUGAUUAUGCUAUGAAUUUACUUUCUACACUUCAACAAAAAGUACCUAGAUUUGCUGCCAUUGUUAAUGAGAUUCAGAAGCUCGAAGAGUGUGCCAAACUUUCACUCUCUCAUCACAUGCUAAGUCCUAUACAGAGGCUACCUAGAUAUGAAUUAUUAUUAAAAGAUUAUUUAAAGAAUUUAACAGAAGAUAAUGUAGAUUUUGAAGACACAAAAAAGGCUUUAGAAUUAGUAUCAACAGCAGCGAAUCAUAGCAAUGAAGAGAUGAAGAAGAUAGCAAAGUUUAAAAAAUUGUUAGAAAUUCAAGAGAAUAUUUAUGAUCCAUUAGAUCUAGUCAGUGCAACGCGAGAGCUUAUUAAAGAAGGUCGUAUUGUUAAAAUCUCGGCACGAAGUGGUGAUCAUCAAGAUAGGCAUUUAUUUUUAUUUAGCGAUAUUUUAUUACUAUGCUCUAUAAGACUGAUUCCUGGACCUUUAUAUCGACUGAGAGCCAAAUUUUUGAUUGAGAAUCUCGAAGUAAUUGAAGGAGAUAACUUGGAAACAGCGAAUACCUUCUAUCUAAGAGACUCAAAUAAAAACGUAGAACUGUAUACUCAUUCAGCAUCAGAGAAAGCUGCUUGGUUAGAUGCAUUAUUUCAAACAAUGCAAGAAAUAAUGAGAAGAAAAGCAAGCUUAAAAACAGGAAACGAGAAAACCGCAUUAGUUAAAGCAGAUGAUGUAACCAAGUGCAUGGUCUGUGAGGCAAUUUUUUCCGUUAUGAAGAGGAAACAUAAUUGUAGAGCUUGUGGAAUUGUUGUAUGCAAUAAAUGUUCGAACCAAAAAUUAUUAUUCGAAGACAACAAAAAUAUGCGAGUAUGUAGACUUUGUCAUGCUGCAUUAACUCAGCCUCUAAGUAAAUCUCCAUCGCCGUCGGGGCCUGUUCCAAGUUUACUCCAAGUAUCCGCUAAUGCUCCAUGUGUCUUAUCUGGCUAUUUGCUGUUGAAAACUCAAGCAAGUAAACCUUGGACUAGACGAUGGUUUGCAUUGCAUUCAGACUUUGUACUCUAUACUUUCAAAUCAGAAUCUGAAAACUUAGCAUUGACUGCAACGCCAAUGCCGGGUUUUACAGUGAUUGAAGGUGCAGAGCUUCCAGAUGAAGAUCCAUUGAGUCAAAAGGAUAGGAAAGGAUCUUUUAAAAUUUACCACUCCCGAAAAUGCUAUUACCUUCAAGCAUCAUCUCAUGAAGAUGAAGAAAGGUGGAUCCAUACCCUGAAUUUAGCAGCAAAAGCUGAACUACCUCAACCAAUGACUCAAGAGGAUAACAAGGAAGAACAAAGUCAAUAAGUAGACAAAAAAAAA